This is a messenger RNA of Hemicordylus capensis (graceful crag lizard), 942 nucleotides long. RefSeq names its product olfactory receptor 1020-like. The coding region runs from base 1 to 942 and encodes 313 amino acids. Gene Ontology annotation, biological process: G protein-coupled receptor signaling pathway; sensory perception of smell. The record is from RefSeq and is a predicted model, not a curated record. Gene Ontology annotation, cellular component: membrane. Gene Ontology annotation, molecular function: olfactory receptor activity; G protein-coupled receptor activity; odorant binding. Lineage: Eukaryota; Metazoa; Chordata; Lepidosauria; Squamata; Cordylidae. The transcript has a single exon.
AUGACUGCCAAAGGGAACAAUACCUCAGUGACCCAUUUCAUCCUGCUGGGCCUCACAGCCCAAGCACACCUACAACCACUACUCUUUGGGAUCUUCCUAUUGAUCUACCUUGUUACGCUAACUGGAAACCUGGGCUUGAUAGCCCUGAUCAGUACAGACCCUAACCUUAACACUCCCAUGUAUUUCUUUCUCUGUGCCCUCUCUUUCAUUGAUGCCUGUUACUCCUCAGUUGUCACUCCCAGGCUUCUGGCUGAUCUCAUGGCCACAGACAAGUCGAUCUCAUAUACAAGUUGUGUGGCACAGAUGGCCUUCCUAGUCCUCCAUGGCACGUUAGAGUGCCUAAUGCUGGCUGCUAUGGCCUAUGAUAGGUAUGUGGCCAUCUGCCAUCCCCUCUUCUACCAUCGGCUUAUGUCCAAGAGUGUGUGUGUGAAACUGGUAGCAGUUGCCUAUGCCUUGGGCAUUGCCAACGCAGCAGUGCAGACCCAAAAUGUGUUUCGACUAUCCUACUGUGGCCUCAACCGUGUCAAUCACUACUUCUGUGACAUCCCUCCGGUGCUACAGCUUGCUUGUGGAGACACCAGCCAAGCCAGAAUAAUCCUCUAUAUCUUCUCUGCCUUGGCCACAGUCACUACAUUUUCUGGCAUUGUGAUCUCCUACAUGUACAUCCUGGUCACUGUUGGAAGAAUGAGCUCAACUACAGGCCGACAGAAAGCUCUCUCUACCUGUGCCUCCCACUUCACAGCUAUCACACUGUUCUACGGAACAGUCUUCUUCAUGUACAUCAAGCCCAGCACAGGGGAUUCAAUGGACCAAGACAAAGUGGUUUCAGUGUUCUACUCCAUAAUCAUCCCCAUGCUAAACCCAUUGAUCUACAGCCUGAGGAACAAGGAAGUGAAGGAGGCCUUGAAGAGGAAGACCCAUGGGAAGAUAUUCACACAAUAA